AUGAACGCUCAUGUCUCGGAACUCAUUCAACUCCUCUCUGAGAAGGAGCAGGAGAAGGUCCGGGUGGAGCGGCGGGUAGCAGAGAAGGUGAAGGAGGAGCGUCUGAAGGUGGAUGAAGCUGCCGCCGAGUCCAUGAGGCUACAGAGGGCCCUGACACAGGAGGCCAAGGAUGCCAAGGCGCAGUUGGACAAAGCCCUCCGAGAGCAAGCCUUCAACUGCAAGACCCGCGUGCAUCAGGAGCUGAGAAGUCAGGCAGCCUACGAGGGCCAGGCAGAGCGUGCCCGGAUGCGGGCGGCAAGAGUCCAGGACCAGUGCUACAAGCUCUCCCUGAAGAUCCAAGACCUGCAGUGCCACCUCCAAGAGCGCACGGAGCACGCAAACUCCGCCUUGCAUGACUUGGAGCAGCGCUUGCACGAGCGCACCUCCCGGGUCUCGCGCCAGGGCGAGCAACGCAGCCAGCAGAUGAGGCAGCAUGCGAUGGAGAACUCUGUGAUCCUGGGGGGCCGCCUGGACCACUUCCAGAAGUGCUGCACGGACCAGAUGAGGAAUUGUCACACACGAGCAGAAGGCCACAGCCGCUACAAGGAGCUGUGCCAGCUGGCAGAAACACGGGACACCUACACGAUGUCCCGCGAAAACUACCGGAUGCUCAAGGGAGACCUGCUGGCCCUCUGGAAGCUGCAGCACCAGACCGGUCGCAGUCCCAGCCCUCGCUUUGCGGAGGCCAUCCAGUGA
Molecule: messenger RNA, 735 nt
Organism: Effrenium voratum
Lineage: Eukaryota; Dinophyceae; Suessiales; Symbiodiniaceae
Source: the annotation of a GenBank genome assembly